Molecule: messenger RNA, 2021 nt
Organism: Ruditapes philippinarum (Manila clam)
Lineage: Eukaryota; Metazoa; Mollusca; Bivalvia; Venerida; Veneridae
Product: pyridine nucleotide-disulfide oxidoreductase domain-containing protein 1-like
Exons: 14
Coding region: 135-1592 (485 amino acids)
Molecular function (GO): oxidoreductase activity; flavin adenine dinucleotide binding
Source: RefSeq, a predicted model, not a curated record
AGUGAUCUUAUCUGACACUGGAGCGCCUGCAUUAAGAUUUUAGACGCGCAGAUACACGGGAGUGAAAAUUCGGUGUCGAUGUAAAUAAAACCUCGCCAAAUUUGGAUCAGUAGUGCAUGUUAUAAUUUAACAAAAUGUCAUAUAAGUUUGCCGUCAUCGGAGGUGGAAUAGCUGGCGUGACAUGUGCAGAAACUCUAUCAUCAUUAUGUCCAGAGGAACAGAUAGUUUUAAUUACUGCCUCCAAACUCAUCAAAGCUGUCACAAACUAUCAACAGGUGUCACGCACAUUAGAACAAUUUGAUGUUGAGGAAAGACCUAUGUCAUCAAUGGAAACAGGAUGCCCUAAUGUCAAGGUUAUACACAAAAUGAUGAAAACACUUGAUACAGUUAAACAUGCAUUGACUAUGGAUGACGGGACAGUGAUCCAGUAUGGUUUAUUGUGUAUAUGUACAGGUGGUAAACCCAAGGUGAUAUGUAAAGAUAAUGACCAUGUGUUGGGCAUAAGAGAUACAGAGAGUGUCCAGGAUUUUCAGAAGCGUUUAAAACAAGCACGGCGGAUAGUUGUAGUGGGUAAUGGUGGAAUAGCAACUGAGCUUGUAUGUGAGAUAGAAGGUUGUGAGGUUAUCUGGGCAAUCAAACAUUCAUCAGUCACCAGUACAUUCAUUGACCCUGGUGCUGCAACUUUCUGUCUACCCAAACUAAAUGAAGAAAAACCCAAAUCUGAUGAACCAUUGAAAAGACGGAAAUAUACAGAACAAGACACUGAUGUUGACAGUUCAGGCAAUAAGAUACCAAGUGGCAGUGCCCUCGGUCCUGACUGGGUUAAUAAUCUUGAAAUGUCUGGUGCUGAUAAGAAGGGACAUUGUGUACAUGUAGAAUAUAAAGUGGAAGUGGCUAAUAUAUUGACCAGAGAAGAAUUAUUGUCAUCAGGGAAGUCAGAAACACAGCAAUCUGUAUUAACAUCAACAAAUUCAGAUUGGCCUGUAUUUGUUGAGCUCACUAAUGGUACAGUGUAUGGUUGUGACUUUGUUGUCAGUGCAACUGGUGUUGUUCCAAAUACUCUACCAUUCCAUGAUAAUAAUUUUAAACUUGCUGAAGAUGGUGGAAUACAAGUAAAUGAUAAAAUGCAGACGUCAGAAACUGAUGUAUAUGCAGCAGGAGAUGUUUGCACGGCAUGCUGGGAACAUGCUCAACAUUGGUUACAGAUGCGUUUAUGGUCACAAGCUCGCCAGAUGGCAGCAUACGCAGCAAAAUGUAUGGUGGCUCAUACCUGCAAUGAGAGUAUAUCAAUGGAUUUCUGUUUCGAAGUAUUUGCUCAUGUCACUAAAUUCUUUAAUUACAAGGUUAUAUUGCUGGGAAGGUUUAAUGCACAGGGAUUGGGAACUAAUUAUGAAUUGUUAUUAAGAGUAACUAAAGGAGUGGAAUAUGUUAAAGCAGUAUUACAGGAUGGUAGAUUACAAGGUGCUAUACUAAUUGGGGAAACAGACUUGGAGGAAACAUUUGAAAAUCUUAUAUUAAAUCAGACAGACUUGACUCCUUUUAAAGAGCAUUUACUAGACCCUAACAUAGAUAUAGAAGAUUUCUUUGAUUGAUGAAUAUUUAACAUGUUUAAUAAGUUGAUGAACAAUUUUAUACAGUUUCAGCAAUAUAUUUAAUUAUUGUUCAUAUGUUCUUGUGGAUUAUAAGAAGGUGUUAUUCAAAGUUUUUCCCUGUGACAGCAUCUGUUGUAGUUUGGUACCAGCUGAUUUUUCUACUAUAGUCUAUAUGCAUUGCCUUUCUCUGACCAGUUUAUCACUCUUACGUCUUAGCAUUAUCAUUUUAAUCAAGAUACACCGAAGAUUGUGUGUGAGCAUUUUAUUCUGAAGAUUACAUCAAUAUGUUUUUCUUCCUCACCAGUCUUUCUGUUUCGAGAAGUUAAAGAAUUAUGAUUCACCUCCUUUGAAGAGUGACUAGUAUGUUUAAAGUCCCUACCCCACAAUAUCUUAAAAUAAAAACACACUGACGCACUAAUUUGUUUGGGU